This is a messenger RNA of Daldinia loculata, 2186 nucleotides long. Its product is annotated as CDP-alcohol phosphatidyltransferase. NCBI's taxonomy places the organism in Eukaryota, Fungi, Ascomycota, Sordariomycetes, Xylariales, Hypoxylaceae. Gene Ontology annotation, biological process: phospholipid biosynthetic process. Gene Ontology annotation, cellular component: membrane. The coding region runs from base 363 to 1637 and encodes 424 amino acids. The transcript has 4 exons. The record is from RefSeq and is a predicted model, not a curated record. Gene Ontology annotation, molecular function: phosphotransferase activity, for other substituted phosphate groups.
AAGCUGCCAACUUAUACAACACACCGACUUGCCGACCUACGACCUACGACCUACAAACCUACAAACCUACAAACCUUCGUGACACAUUCGUUCUCCUCCGUAUUCCUUCUCUGUGACUCGUCUUUCAUACAUAUAUCCCAUGGAGUCGAUUAACAUCUACUUAACUUGGGAAUGAUCAUUCCUUUCUGUUACCAAGUUCGUCCAAAAGUUUGCAACCAAUAGUUUGACCGUCGCGAACAAAGUUUCGAGGUGCCACAGUAUUUGCACUUCGUUAGGUAUCUCUCCUACAGUUCUGUAGCAUCCGAGCUGAUCGCAAACCGUCCUGCGGCCACCGAGUAAGCAGAAAAGUCCUGCGCGCCACCAUGGCCCCGAAUAAUAGCAAAACAGCCGUCGCCGAGUGCAUCUCGGACGACGCCCUCAUUCAUCUCAAGUCCUACAAGUACUCGGCCGUCGACAAGUCGCCCAUCUCCAAUUAUAUCCUCCGUCCCUACUGGAAUGCAUUUGUUGAGCUUCUGCCAUUAUGGCUGGCACCCAACAUGGUGACCCUGAUAGGGUUCAUGUUCAUUCUAGUUAACAUCGCCUUACUGGUCAUAGUUAUGCCAGAUCUGGUAGGACCGGGCCCGUCAUGGCUCUACUUUAGCUUCGCCUUCGGCCUCUUCAUGUAUCAGACCAUGGACAACAUCGACGGGAAGCAGGCGCGCCGAACCGGCACGUCGAGUGGUCUAGGAGAACUGUUCGACCACGGUAUCGACUCCUUAAACUGCACUCUUGGUAGCUUACUAGAGACGGGCGCAAUGGCGCUGGGAACUUCGAAAUCGGGUGUUUUUACCGCCCUGUGUCCCUGCUUGGCUAUGUUCUUCUCGACCUGGGAGACGUAUCACACCCACACGCUAUACUUGGGCUAUUUCAACGGUCCCACCGAGGGUCUCCUAAUCGCGUGUAGUCUAAUGGCGAUAUCUGGCAUCUACGGACCUGGCAUCUGGACGGAGCCUAUCGUUAAUAUUGUAGGACAGAAGUACCUCUUCGGUUUCGACGAAAUCGUCGCCGACCAUUCGAUUCGUGAUAUCUGGAUCCUCUUGAUCGUGGGCUCACUCGUCUUGGGUCACAUGCCAUUUUGCGUUCUCAACGUCGUUAAGGCAAGACGACGGGACAAUCUCCCAGUCCUUCCGGUAUUCCUCGAGUGGAUCCCCAUGGCCGUGUAUACCUUUUCGAUCGGCGCAUGGCUGUACUCGCCGCACUCGACACUUAUGCGCGAGAACCACCUGGUGCUCUUCUGCCUGACCAUGUCGCUCGUGUUCGGGCGCAUGACGACCAAGAUGAUCCUCGCCCACCUUACCCGUCAACCCUUCCCGUACUGGACCGUGAUGCUGGCACCAUUAGUGGGCGGCGCCUUCCUAGGCAACCUCCCGCGGUUCGGACUUCCACCUAUCUCCGCCGACCUCGAGCACUACUACCUGUGGGCGUAUUUCGUAUUCGCGUUCGUCGUGUACUUCCGUUGGGCGUAUCUGGUCACCAACAGUAUUUGCAACUUCCUUGGCAUCAACUGCCUCACCAUCCCCCACGAGAAGCAGCUUGAGAACAAGCGGAAACAGGAACUCCUAGCGAACGGCGCGGCCAACGGGAAAAAGUCACAGUAGAUGCGUCGGUCCGGUCGGUUGCGCGUAUGCGGUAGGGAGAUAUGGAGUUGGGGAUAUAGUGGAUACGACGUACGAUUCUGGAAAGAUGUCCCCUUUUAUCACAGGGAUCGGCGCUGGCUUCUACGCGGGAGCUAGCCUUUCUCCGCUCUUACAUUACUUUGUUGUAAUAUACUAGAAAAGAAACAGGACUAUACUAUGUAGAUAGGCAGGCAUGGCUUCACUCGGCGCAUCGGACACCUCGGCUUCGUAGCUACGGGGCCUAGGUUGGAGAGAACAGAGGAUAGGGGAAGGGAGUCUGGCUUAGAUACAGGCUGGGGGGCUAGACCGUGUACAUGUACAAGCGAUAGAAUCAUCCCCUCGGCCUUGUGCUUAACAGCGGGCUGGGAUUGGGUAGGGCGCCUCUCGGAUUACUAGGAGAGGGCGCGGUAAUUGAUGGUGAUUGCAUUUGCGUUUGCAUUGCGAUGGUGGGGGGGUGUUCUGAAUAGAAAUGGGAUAGUAAUGAGGGUGAAAUGAAAUGAAAUAUAAAAAAAGGAGCCUCUUUCUUCUAAA